AGUGAGUGACUUAGGAAGAAUUGAUUCCGAGUGGCGAUUAGACCGGUCGAACCGGCCGGUUUGUUAUUAAAAUCAUUGAUUGCCGUUUGGGUUGGGUAAGAAAUAAAGUUAGCUAGAGAAGCAGAAAAAAGUACGGCGAACGGAGAAAAUGCGGAGCACACCGUUGGGGACGACGGCGGUUUCACCGGCUUCUUCUAUCAAGCACAACUCUUAUGGGCGCUUCGUUUCCUCUUCAGGAGUCUCUAAUUUCUCUCUCCAUCGUCGGAGACGCCACUCGUCGUUUUCUAUUUCUCAAGCUCCUUCACAAAUCAAAUCAGCAGCAUGCAAUGCAAGUCAAAUAGUUGAUCUUUUCCCAGCGGUUUCACCUGAAAUCGUUGUUCGGGAAGCACGGUUAGAGGACUGCUGGGAAGUGGCAGAGACUCACUGCAGCUCUUUCUUCCCGGGAUAUUCGUUCCCGCUUGAUGUUGUUCUGAGAGUAGAUAGGCUGAUGGCGAUGGUAAUGGGAUUUUCUAUUCCACCUGGGUGCCAGAGGACUUGUUUAGUCGCUGUGAUAGGUAGCUCAGUAGAUGAAGCCAUCUGCUUUGGAAGUGAAGAUUUCAAAAUUGGAGCUUUUGAUGCAAAGAUCAGCUUAAACAAAGGUUAUGUAGCUGGAAUCUUGACUGUUGAUACUGUGGCUGAUUACCUUCCGAGGAAAGGACCUCUCCGCCAGAGAAGGACCGGGAUCGCUUACAUAUCAAAUGUUGCGGUUCGAGAGAAUUUCCGGCGCAAAGGAAUAGCGAAGAGACUCAUAUGGAAAGCAGAGGCUUUAGCCAAGAACUGGGGAUGUAGAGCUAUCGGCCUUCACUGUGAUCUCAACAACUUAGGAGCAACUAAACUUUACAAAGAUCAAGGUUUCAGAUCCAUCAAGAUCCCCGAAGGAGCGACUUGGCCACAACCAAAGACAUCUCCUGACACCAGGUUUAACUUCAUGAUGAAGCUCGUGAAACAACAACAAUACACAAGCUCUUGAACAGUUCCGGUAAAUCCGAGGUAAAAAAGAAAUUUGAAUUCCGUUUGUUGUUGAAAUAGCUCUGAUUAUGUAAUUGUAAAUAUGUUUGCAGUCUUGUGUAAAUGCUAUUGUCUAUUUCGACCAAAUACGUUUUUUCAACUUUUGAGGCUUUGUAGUACCGUGUCAACUGUUUG
This is a messenger RNA of Arabidopsis arenosa, 1182 nucleotides long. Lineage: Eukaryota; Viridiplantae; Streptophyta; Magnoliopsida; Brassicales; Brassicaceae. The record is from the annotation of a GenBank genome assembly.